Molecule: messenger RNA, 1142 nt
Organism: Pararge aegeria (speckled wood butterfly)
Lineage: Eukaryota; Metazoa; Arthropoda; Insecta; Lepidoptera; Nymphalidae
Exons: 2
Coding region: 234-1073 (279 amino acids)
Biological process (GO): regulation of transcription by RNA polymerase II
Cellular component (GO): nucleus; transcription regulator complex
Source: RefSeq, a predicted model, not a curated record
GUACACGCUAAGAAAAAACGCCGGGCGUACCUAAGAAUUCGUGUCGUAACUAGAAAAUAACUGUGUACACUGCUCGCAGCGGUGCACGAAAAAAAAUCUUGUCUGCGCAAGACACGACGCGGCGAACGUUGUUGCGGAGCGGCGGGGGGGCGGUGUAGUAGGGUUGAGCCAGCCCAGUUUUUGUUGUGCGUUGUGCGUUUGGUGUGGACGUGUAUUGCAGCGUAGAGUACAAAAUGGCUGAUGAGUUACUUAUAACUUUAGUAGAAGGACGACCGGUAUUGUGGGACAAAACUUUAGACAUAUAUAAAGAUAAAAGACUCACAUACGAAGCAUGGAGAGAAAUAUUUACUAUCUUAAACAAAGACUUCGACGAAAUGACAAAUGUCAAAAAAAAUGAAUAUGCAAAGUCUACAGCAAAAAAAUGGACAAGUUUGCGAGAUAGGUGGAUGAAAUGUCACAGAAGACUUAAAGAAAUGAAAUCGGGAUCGGGUGCUAAGAAGAUUCGUAAAUGUGAUUUUUACGACGAAAUGUUAUUUUUGACAAAAAUUGUAACACGCCGAGACACUGAGUCAAAUAUACCCGAAACAACAAACGUGGAAAAAAGUCCCGUAGAACAUACACCGAUCGCGAAAAAAAAGAAACAGGAUGUUAGCGAGGUGGACAAAAAUAUGGCAGAAUUUAUAAAGGCUGUUACCAAAGAAGAAGAGAGCCGUGCCAUGUCAUUUUUUAAAAGUAUAGCUCCGAGUGUUGAUAAGUUCAGUGAUGAGGAAAUGGUGGAUUUCCAGUUUGAAGUUUUAAAACUUGUGCGUUCUACGCAACAACGAAAGGGAAGUGAUGUUCAGCAUCAAUGGAGUACUGAGUAUUACAAAACAACGCAGCCUUCUACGUCGUCAUUUAACGUACCCGGCCCAUCAUACUCGACUCGACCAGGUUACAGUACUCAAAAAUCUACAUCCAUUGAAUUUGACACCGAAACUAUUAGUAGUGUGGAAACAUCGCAUACAGAUGAAUUUCACUUUGACUUUUCUGAAGAAUAUGAACAUGUGGAGUCUGUUGAAUUUGGAAACAUGUAACACUUCAAAGACAUUUAUUAUUGUAUAACGUUCAAAUCAAUAUGCUUAAAAAAAUUACUUACCUUAAUG